CGMAGGAUGACCCCAAAUGUCACAACCUCAGCAGGCACCAGAAUGGAUCUCYCCCUCCCCUCCCGGAGAUGGCAAAGAAGUCUCCAGAAUCUCUGGGACCGCUGAAUGUGCCUCCUCCAUCCUGCUCAGAGCACAUGAGGAUCAAAAACUGGGGCAAUGGGAUGACUUUGCAAGACACGCUCCACCUCAAAGCCAAAUCGGAUUUCACUUGCAAGUCUAAAUCUUGCCUGGGGUCAAUCAUGAACCCCAAAAGUUUAACCAGAGGACCCAGGGACAAGCCUAUCUCUCUGGAUGAGCUUCUACCUCAAGCUAUUGAAUUUGUCAACCAGUAUUACGCCUCCUUCAAAGAGGCAAAAAUAGAGCAACAUCUGGCCAGGGUGGAAGCGGUGACAAAGGAGAUCGAAACAACAGGAACCUACCAGCUGACUGGAGAUGAGCUCAUCUUUGCCACCAAGCUGGCCUGGCGCAACGCCCCCCGCUGCAUCGGGAGGAUCCAGUGGUCCAACCUGCAGGUCUUUGACGCYCGGAGCUGUUCCACCGCCCAGGAGAUGUUUGAACACCUCUGCAGACACAUCCGUUAUGCCACCAACAACGGCAACAUCAGGUCGACCAUCACUGUGUUCCCCCAGCGGAGCGAUGGGAAGCACGACUUCCGAGUCUGGAAUUCUCAGUUAAUCCGGUAUGCCGGCUACCAGAUGCCUGAUGGCACCAUCAGAGGGGACCCUGCCAACUUGGAGUUCACCCAGCUGUGCAUCGACUUGGGCUGGAAGCCUCGUUAUGGCCGCUUCGAUGUGCUGCCUCUGGUCCUGCAGGCUGAUGGCCGUGACCCUGAGUUCUUUGAAAUCCCACCUGAACUUGUGCUUGAGGUGCCCAUGGAACAUCCCAAGUUCGAGUGGUUCCGCGAGCUGGACCUGAAGUGGUAUGCCCUGCCGGCUGUGUCCAACAUGCUGCUGGAGGUGGGUGGCCUUGAGUUCCCCGCGUGCCCCUUCAAUGGCUGGUACAUGGGCACUGAGAUCGGAGUCCGGGACUUCUGUGAUGUCCAGCGCUACAACAUCCUGGAGGAAGUGGGGAGAAGGAUGGGCCUGGAGACGCACAUGCUGGCCUCCCUCUGGAAAGACCGGGCCGUCACGGAGAUCAACGUUGCUGUGCUCCAUAGCUUCCAGAAGCGGAACGUGACCAUCAUGGACCAUCACUCGGCYGCGGAGUCCUUCAUGAAGCACAUGCAGAAUGAGUACCGGGCCCGCGGGGGCUGCCCUGCAGACUGGAUUUGGCUGGUCCCUCCAAUUUCUGGGAGCAUCACCCCUGUGUUUCACCAGGAAAUGUUGAACUAUGUCCUGUCCCCAUUCUACUACUAUCAGGUGGAGCCCUGGAAGACCCACGUCUGGCAGGAUGAGAAGAAGAGACCCAGGAGAAGAGAGAUCCGGUUCAAAGUCUUGGGGAAAGCURUGCUCUUUGCCUCUGUGCUGAUUCGCAAGACCAUGUCAUCCCGAGUCAGAGUCACGAUCCUCUUUGCAACUGAGACAGGAAAAUCAGAAGCGCUGGCCCAGGACUUGGGGACCUUGUUCAGCUGUGCCUUCAACCCCAAGGUCCUCUGCAUGGACGAGUACAGCCUGAGYGACUUGGAGCAGGAGCAGCUACUGCUGGUAGUGACCAGCACAUUUGGGAAUGGAGAUGCCCCUGGCAAUGGACAGACUCUGAAGAAAUCCCUCUUCAUGCUGAAGGAGCUCACCAACACCUUCAGGUAUGCUGUGUUCGGUCUUGGCUCCAGCAUGUACCCACAGUUCUGUGCGUUUGCUCAUGACAUCGACCAAAAGUUGUCCCACCUGGGAGCCUCUCAGCUCACCCCAAUGGGGGAAGGUGACGAGCUCAGCGGGCAGGAGGAUGCAUUCCGUAGCUGGGCCGUGCACACCUUCAAGGCUGCCUGCGACACGUUUGACAUUCGAGGCAAACACCACAUUCAGAUCCCCAAGCUCUACACGGGCAGCAUGACCUGGGAGCCUCGCCACCACAGGCUUGUGCAGGACUCACAGCCCUUGGACCUCAACAAAGCCCUCAGCCAAAUGCACGCCAAGAAGGUGUUCACAAUGAGGCUCAAAUCUCAGCGGAAUCUACAAAGUCCCAAAUCCAGCCGCACCACCCUCCUGGUGGAGCUCUCCUGCGAGGACAGCACAGACCUGAGCUACCUGCCCGGAGAGCACCUCGGGGUUUUCCCAAGSAACCAGCUGGCCCUGGUCCAAGGCAUCUUGGAGCGAGUAGUGGACAGCCCCGCWGCCCAGCAGACUGUGUGCCUGGAGGCCCUGGAUGACAGCGGCAGCUACUGGAUCAGGGACAAGAGGCUGCCCCCCUGCUCGCUCAGCCAGGCCCUCACCUACUUCCUGGACAUCACCACGCCCCCAACCCCUCUGCAGCUCCAAAAACUGGCCAGGCUGGCCACAGAGGAGUCUGAGAGACAGAGGCUGGAGACCCUGUGCCAGCCCUCAGAAUACAACAAGUGGAAGUCCACCAACAGCCCCACGUUCCUGGAGGUGCUGGAGGAGUUCCCAUCGCUGCGGGUACCGGCUGCCUUCCUGCUCUCCCAGCUCCCUCUUCUGAAACCGCGCUACUACUCCAUCAGCUCCUCCCAGGACCACACACCCACAGAGGUCCACCUCACCGUGGCCGUGGUCACUUACCGCACCCAAGGUGGCCAGGGUCCACUGCACCACGGCGUCUGCAGCACAUGGCUCAGCAGCCUGAUGCCCCAGGACCCAGUGCCCUGCUUUGUGCGAAGUGCCAGCAGUUUCCAGCUGCCCGAGGACCCCUCCCAUCCCUGCAUCCUCAUUGGGCCGGGCACAGGCAUCGCGCCCUUCCGCAGUUUCUGGCAGCAGCGGCUCCAUGACUCUGAGCACAAAGGGCUCCAGAGAGGCCACAUGACCCUCGUGUUUGGGUGCCGCCACCCAGAGGAGGACCACCUGUAUCGGGAGGAGAUGCUGGAGAUGGCCCGGAAGGGGGUGCUGCAUGAGGUGCACACAGCCUAUUCUCGGCUGCCCGGCAAGCCCAAGGUCUAUGUUCAAGACAUUCUGCGGCAGCAGCUGGCUGGCGAGGUCCUCCGCGUGCUGCAUGAGUCCCCGGGCCACCUCUAUGUCUGUGGGGAUGUGCGCAUGGCCCGAGAUGUGGCCCACACCCUGAAGCAGCUGGUGGCCGCCAAGCUGAGCUUGAGUGAAGAGCAGGUUGAGGAUUAUUUCUUCCAGCUCAAGAGCCAGAAGCGCUAUCAUGAAGAUGUCUUUGGUGCUGUGUUUCCCUACGAGGUGAAAAAGGACAGGGCCGAGGGACAGCCCAACACAGGCCUCUGACGGCCACUGGAGCAGUGAAAGCUGCUGGCAUGGAAUUUAAGGACGGAGUCGACUCUCAAGCUGAGGACAAGGUCCUGGGGAGUUGGAAAACAGCCAUCUCUCCAAGCCCUUCUUAGUUCCACCAUCCUUYUACUUGACCUACUACCAAGUAGCAUCCUGGGCUGGUUGGAGCCAGCACUCUCUCUGAGCCCACCCUUCCUUGGGCAAUGGAGUGCGGCGGUGGGGGGGGCCUCGCUGGCCCCUUGGAGGUUCAGUCUGUGAGCCAGGCCUAGCAAGAGGGUGAGGAAAAGGGGAAACCUUAUUCUGGUUGCAGUAUUGUAAGUGGCCACCAGGAGGCGCUAUCACAACACUCUGUAUUUAGCUGCCUUGUGUACAGUUAUUUAUGUCUCCGUAUUUAAAAAAAACAACCCCCAACCCCACUCGAAACAGCCCCUUGGACCUUU
Urocitellus parryii (Arctic ground squirrel) is the source of this 3775-nucleotide messenger RNA. The record is from RefSeq and is a predicted model, not a curated record. Lineage: Eukaryota; Metazoa; Chordata; Mammalia; Rodentia; Sciuridae.